AUGGAGGACUGCUGGAGGGUGACCAUCACCUCUGACCUGACUUCUGCGUUCCCAGUGCUCCUGCAGCUCUCCCCCAAAGAGACUGAGGCUAUCUGGGAUGCUGUAUCCGAGUACAUUCUGGAAGAGCUGAAGCAGGAUAAGGUGGGCUGGUGUCCUGGGCCCUGCAGAGCAAUCCCUGCCCGAGCACCAUGGCAGUGCACUGAGACUGCCCAGGGUGCCCGGAGCAGCUUCUUGGCCAGCUGGGAGAGAAACCAAGGCCAGAUGUGCUCUGCCUCUCAGGGCGUUCAGGUUGCAGGACUCGGGACCUUUGCUGUUGUCCAAGAGCAAUUCCAUGGCAAACAAGAGCUGCUCUUGGUUCGAAGACCUUUCUUCCAGCUGGACAUCGAUGAGUUGUGGCUGGAGGAGAUCUACUGUCCCACCGAGAUCCUCCCUGAUGGCGUCAAGAUUGAGCCGCUCAACUACGUGCAGCUAUCGCGAGCCACCUCCUUCCCACUGCACGUGGUGAAGAACUGUGUGCAAGAGACCAUCCUCUUGUACUGCUUCCUCCUGAGGAACAAGGAGCACGUCCCCUUUGGCUUCAGGGACAUUGGUGUUUUGACAUGCGAAGAUGGUUUCCUAUGCAUGAAGUUUUAUCUGGACUGUGUCAAACGUCUGGAGAGCACUGCGGGCCUGGUUGCACUGCUCCACAGUGUUUCAUCUGACUGUGAGGAGAAGGCCAGAGGCCAAAGUUUCCACCACCUCGCAGGAGGAAGCUGCAGGAGAGCGCAGGACCAGAAGAGUGUGCUCCCCCCGUGUCCAGGCAGCUCCCCCGGGACGAAGAAGGCAGACAGGCAGGAAACAGCUCCUCGAGCCAAGUCCACCACCACUGCGCUCCCUGCUCCUGAAGCCUCCAGGAGAGCGCUGCAGGAGGUCUGGAACCUGUCUUCGCAGUGGGACCAAACAGACAGCUCAUGGCCCACGUACCAAAAGCUACAAGAGCAAGCCCGGGCAGAAAUGGCUGCGUGGGAAGCCUGGUCUGAGGGGGAGGACCAACAGAUACCCCAGCGAUUCAACAGCCAACAUGCUUGGACUCCCCAUCCUCCAGCCCAGCCCAGGAGCAAGGAGGUCAGGAGGAGGUGGAGGAAGGCUGAGAACCCUGCCCCAGCAGAGGAUUUGGGAGCAGCAGCCAAGCUGAAGAGACUCCAGCCUGACCGCCUUUCCCCACGAGCACUCCAAGUUUUGGAAAGGUUGGAGCCGCAUCGCCACCAACAAAGUAUAUUCAGAAUUGUUGCGGAGGCAAACCGGCUGCGGCAAGAGCAGCAGCAGCAGCUCCCCUGCGCUAGGUGCUGGUACCGCAGUGGAGGGGAAGGUGCUGGGAACGGUGACGGCAGCAGCGGAGCUCUGAGCAAAGGGGCUGGGAAGCUCUCCCGCUUUCCGCCCCUGAAUGGAAAAUAA
Molecule: messenger RNA, 1434 nt
Organism: Cygnus olor (mute swan)
Lineage: Eukaryota; Metazoa; Chordata; Aves; Anseriformes; Anatidae
Exons: 10
Coding region: 1-1434 (477 amino acids)
Cellular component (GO): centrosome
Source: RefSeq, a predicted model, not a curated record